This is a messenger RNA of Juglans microcarpa x Juglans regia, 669 nucleotides long. RefSeq lists its product as uncharacterized. The coding region runs from base 1 to 669 and encodes 222 amino acids. The transcript has a single exon. NCBI's taxonomy places the organism in Eukaryota, Viridiplantae, Streptophyta, Magnoliopsida, Fagales, Juglandaceae. The record is from RefSeq and is a predicted model, not a curated record.
AUGCAGGAGGAGGAGUCACCUUGUCGGCCCGAAAGGGCGCAUGCCCGGAAGGCACGUUAUAAGGAAGUCUUCAGUGCCGUAAAGGGAGUAAGCAGACCACAACGACGUACUGAAAGUGUCGCGAUAACCUUCGACGAAAGAGAUGUAGAAGUAAUUCUCCACCCGCACGAUGAUGCAUUGGUGGUGACGAUGCAGAUUGCGAACUUUCGGACUCAAAAAAUCCUGAUAGACAACGGCAGUUCGGCCAACAUCCUAUUUUGGGACGCUUUCAUCAAGAUGAGCAUCGAUCCAGAUCGGUUGCACCCGGCCCUGAUGCCGCUCAAGGGUUUCACGGGAGAUGUCGUUCAUCCAGCAAGUGUCAUUACCCUCUCAAUCCUGGUAGGAAUGGCACCCAAGACCGCCACCACCAUGAUCGACUUCCUGGUUGUGAAGGCCCCGUCCUCAUACAAUGCCAUACUGGGGCAUUUGACCCUGAACAGUUUGAAGGCGUUGACGUCAACCUUUCACCCAAAGGUGAAGUUCCCCACCGACUCGGGGGUCGGCGAAAUCCGCGGUGAACAGGUCCUAGCCCAGGAAUGCUACGACAGGGGGAUGAGACAUGAGCCACGAGUCGUAGCGGCCAUAGAAGCCCCAAAAGAGGCCCCCAUGCUCGGGUUACCCCUGUCCUGA